GGGGGGGGGUGGGGAGGGGGUUUUCAGAGAGAAUCCCCCCUGGCUCUUCAGCGCUUCCAAUCCGAAGGGCUCGCAAAAUCCCACUGCCGAACUCGAAUUGGGGCUUUCCACUUCGUCUGGUUGCUGUUAGAUGAGCGUCUAGAAGCGUUAUUUUGAGAAUCAUAAGGAGCUCUAGGUUUGCUCGUUUUGCUUUCAAAUGAGCAUCAAGAAAAAGGAAAAGAAGAAGGGAAAAAACUUCUUUCUUUUGAUCAGAAAAAGGCCAUUCCUUUUUAUUAGUUUUUUGAUGCUAAUACAAAUGUCGGAAUUGGAUAAGAUCGUCUCAUUAUAGUUCUUACUCUAUAAACCGAGCAUAGAAUUUGAAAGUGGGUGUUAGUGUUAAAGCACUUGGGCUGUUGGUUUGUAGAUUUUCAUAUCUGAUUAUUAUUAAGUAUUAAGAUGAAGCAGGGUCUCGCACACUUUAAUUUGGAUAUUUUUAUUGAAAAGAAGGUGAUGGAUUUCAGAUGAGGCAUGCUGGCAAUGAUCAUGUUAUAGUAACAUGGUGCUGGAGAACUUGAUGUUUUUUUCUAUAUUGAGUUUGUACUUGAUAACAAAGUGAGCAAUAAAAAAUAGUAUCUGUUCGAGUUCCUUUAAUCAUGUAUUUGAAGGAGGGUUGCUCAUUAUUGUUGAAGGUCCGAAAACCUGUGGUGCCGAUGGCACUCACGUUGAAUUUGAUAUCUGAUCACAAACAAGUAAAGGACAUGAGUGCUCCAAGAUUGAGAGAGAUUGAUGUUGUGAAUAGAAUACGGCAUGAGAGAGACAUUACAGUUGCGCUACAAUAUUUCAAAUCUGUGGCUGAAUCGGAAGUUUUCGGGCACACGGAGCUGACAUAUCAAGCCAUGAUAGAGAAACUAGGGAUGGAAAAUCAGAUGGAUGCCGUUCAGUACCUUUUGCAGCAGAUGAAGCUGGAAGGACUACCUUGUUCUGAAGACAUCGUCGUAGGUGUCAUAAAUUCUUAUGCUCGAAUUGGCUCCACAGAGCAAGCCCUGAAGACAUUUUACCGGAUCCAGGAUCUUGGUUGUAGGCCAACGGUGAGAAUUUAUAACCAUCUUUUGGAUGCUUUGCUUCGAGAGAACAGGUUUAACAUGAUCAAUCCUAUCUAUAGCAACAUGAAGAAAGAUGGUAUAGAGCCCAAUAUGUUCACCUACAAUAUACUUGUCAAAGCUUUGUGCCAGAAUGAUCGGGUGGAUGCUUCCUAUAAACUUCUCAUUGAAAUGUCGAAUAAGGGGCAUUGGCCCGACAAUGUGAGCUACACGACAAUAGUGUCUGCUCUCUGUAGGUUUGGGAAGCUAAAGGAAGCGAGGGAUCUUUUGCUGAGAAUAAGCCCUACUGUGUCUACUUAUAAUGCUUUGAUAAAUGGCAUGUGUGGUGAAUUUAGAAUGGGAGAGGUAUUUUCUUUGCUAGAAGAAAUGGUUAAUAGGGGUAUCAGCCCUAAUGUAAUUACUUACACUACAAUAGUUAAUGCACUUUGCAAGGCAGGCGACUUGAAGCUGUCUCUUGCUGUUUUGGCACAAAUGUUGGUAAGAGGAUGCAGUCCUAAUAUCGUCACUUUUACAUCAUUGAUGAAAGGGUUUUUUGAAGAAGGCAGAGUGCCUGAAGCUCUUGAUUUGUGGAACUGGAUGAUUCAGCAGAGGUGUAUGCCCAAUGUUGUUGCAUUUAAUAUUCUUGUCCAUGGUCAUUGCUUUAAUGGAGAUCUAAAGAAAGCACUAGACGUCUUGGAUGGGAUGGAAAAAAAUGGCUGUCCUCCAAAUGUCAAGACCUAUAGUAGUCUUAUUGAUGGUUUCUCAAAAGUAGGAGACCUGGAAAGUGCUAUUUCAAUCUGGAACAAGAUGAUGAGCAGUGGUUGCAAACCUAAUGUUGUCGUGUAUACUUGCCUGGUGGAUGCUUUUUGCAGGAAGUCCAUGUUCGAUCAUGCUCAUCGUCUUAUUGAGAAUAUGCUCUCUGAAAAUUGUCCUCCAAAUACAGUGACAUUUAACACAUUGAUAAAAGGUCUGUGCGACACUGGAAGAGUAGGCUGGGCCAUGAGUAUAUUAGACGAGAUGAGAAGGCAUGGUUGUCAACCAAACAUCAGGACAUACAAUGAGUUGCUUGAUGGUCUUUGCAGAGGAGGACAGUUUAUGCAAGCCCUCCAAUUAGUGAAUGAGAUAUUGGAAAGUGGGGCUGAGUUGAAUUUAGUAACUUACAACACUAUGAUACAUGGCCUCUGCCAGGUGGGUAGGAUCAAGGAGGCUUUACUAUUUAAAGGAAAGAUGAUAGUUCAGGGGAUUCAACCUGAUUCAGUCACUAUUAAUUCAAUCAUCCAUGCUUACUGUAAGGAAGGUGAAAUUAGGAUUGCUGCUCAACUUUUAGGUGGAAUGGCUGCAGAAAAUUGUUGCCGUGAUGUAAUCACAUAUACUACUCUAAUUUCUGGUCUUUGCAGUCAACAGAGACAAGAAGAUGCUACAGUGUAUCUUCUGAAGAUGUUAAAUGAAGGCAUUGCUCCAAACAUUGCCACUUGGAAUGUUUUGGUGCGUGCUGUUUUUGUGAAGUUGGGGAAUUCCAGGGCAAUUCAGUCAGUGGAUAAUGUUCUGGGUAAAUGCGAAGACUAUAGGAGUAUGGAUAACUGAUGGUUCAUCAUGGAUCACUGAAGAUAUGAACUUUCAAGAUGAGAAUUUGCUGAUGGAAAGUUUCUGAUCUGCCGAAUAUUUCAGGUAGUUCCUAAUGCAUUUUGGUUCAGAUUACAGCUAUUGCUAUUGGCAUGACUUGAUCAUGAUCUGUCACAGUUUCAAAGCACUGCAAUACCCAAGAUCACAGACUUGAAAAUCCUUUUACUUGAAGUUUGUGAUUGACUAAAGAUUUCAUGGUACUCUCCACAGGUGCAGGGUCGUUCGAGCUUUUGAUACAUGAUAGGACCAAAAAGAGAGAAUUCUAUGGCAAGAGGUGGUGUGCACUAACCAGCAAGGAAUCCUGUACUUUAUUUAAAUAAUGGAUUUUAAACCGUGUCUCCUGUUGAGAAGAAUCUUAUCGACUGAAAGCAGUUUUUUCUGCAGCAGUUUGGCUGGUGUUGCCAACCAACAUAUUUUGACUGGGCUGUUGGUCCUGUCGAGAGAGUGGCUCAAUCGAGAGGUGGUAGUAAAACUGUAAAAUAUUUGAUGAUAUUUAUCUUUUAAUUUUCAACCUGGAAUGGUUUAGAAUAAUGAGUUGUCAAUGAAAAGCAAUUGAAUUUAUAGGUCGAUUCCUGUAAUUCCACUUUGGUGUUCUGCCAUGGACAACAUGAGAUACGCCUUUUCUGUCCAGUGGUUCAGAUGAGCCUGUUGUAGGUCAGAAGUGAAGCAUGACAAGCUGAGUGAUGAACUCAUGCAAUUAGUUCAUUCAUUAAAAUGAAAAAUCUUUUAUUU
This is a messenger RNA of Phoenix dactylifera (date palm), 3413 nucleotides long. Its product is annotated as Pentatricopeptide repeat (PPR) superfamily protein. Gene Ontology annotation, molecular function: protein binding. The record is from RefSeq and is a predicted model, not a curated record. Lineage: Eukaryota; Viridiplantae; Streptophyta; Magnoliopsida; Arecales; Arecaceae.